AUGCUCACGCCUGGGCCAAGGCCGCAGCACCACCUGGUAUCGGCCCCGCCGCACAAGCGACAGAAGAAGAGCAAGGACAAGGUGCUGCCCUUGGAGCCCAUGACGGAGGAGCCUGCGGUGCGUGAGCCCAGAACAGCAGCAGAGAAGGAGGAGAUUGAACAGUGGAAAGCGGAGCGGAGAAAACACUUCCCCACCCGCGAGAACCUGGCCAAGCGGGAGGCGGAGGGGAAGGCGCGUGCCGAGCGCGGGGAGCAAGAGCUGCAGCGGCAGGAAAGGGCUGCCCGUUUGCAGGAGAUCCUGCUCAAGCAGCGCGAGCUGGGGGUCGACAAGCUGGCAGGGACCCAGGAUCUGAUGGCCGAGCUCGGGGGCCAUGGCAGGGCGCCGGGAGACCGAGGCAGGGCCAGGGGCAGGGGCAGGGGUCCAAUGUCCAGGCGGCCCCACCCUGGGCAGGCGCGGGAGGAGCGGGAGGGACCCAGCGGCCCCCCUACGGAGCCUGGAUCUAAAGUUGAGACUGCACAGGGGCUCGCCGGGCUCGUAGGGUACGACAGCGACUCGCUGGCGAGUGGGCAGCCGGAGGAGAGGGGCCGCGGCGAGGCGGCUGGGCAGGAUCACAGCUACGUGUUGCAAGCCUUCAGAUUCUUCGUGCAGAACGAAUUUCUAGCGGACUGGGUGAGCGGCAAGACGGAUCUCAUCUUUCCCGAGGCCCCCAAGCCAGAGCCUGCCAAGCAAAUCUCGAGCAUUCUCGAGGAGGCAGAGGCUGAUGAUGACGACCUGGUUACCGACAUCUCUGGCACCGAGGCUUCUGGGGAGGAGGAUGGCGAGGAGGAUGUGAGUGUGAUGGCACUGACACCGAGUUCCUCAUGA
This is a messenger RNA of Auxenochlorella protothecoides, 864 nucleotides long. RefSeq lists its product as hypothetical. Gene Ontology annotation, biological process: box C/D snoRNP assembly. The transcript has 6 exons. Gene Ontology annotation, molecular function: RNA binding. Gene Ontology annotation, cellular component: nucleus. The coding region runs from base 1 to 864 and encodes 287 amino acids. NCBI's taxonomy places the organism in Eukaryota, Viridiplantae, Chlorophyta, Trebouxiophyceae, Chlorellales, Chlorellaceae. The record is from RefSeq and is a predicted model, not a curated record.